GGAAUUCGGCUGACUUGUGGUGCGCUUGCGUAUCUUUACAUCUCUCUCGAUCAGUCAAAAAUUCAAGAAGUCGUCGACACUACGAAAAAAGUUUGAAACUUUAAGUUAGUUUAUAAAGUUAGUUCUGUGUUAUGAAACUCGUUUAAUGGGUGUUUGUUUAAUAAAUAACGUGAGGUGAACGUGUUUAUGACUUGAAAAUGAAGUGUAAUUUUGUUUUUAGUGUGUCUGUUUAUAGUUUUGUGUAGGUGGCCACCUAUGUAUAGUGGUUUGACCGAUGUGAAAGUGUUUUCGCAUAAAAUUCAGACCCCAUUGUUCUUUCCUGGUAAAUGUUGGGAAAAACACGUAUGCUGCUUGCGUAAGCCGAAGUUUAUUACAGAAAUGUGUAACGAAUAAUACAAGUUUUCAUCCGAAUUUGGCUAAGAAAUUAAUGAAAAUGAAUGUGCCAUCACAAGAAAAUGCUGGUUUAUUAUCCUCAGACGAGGUGGGUGGCAGUUCGGACACUCGUUCCGACAGCAGCGAAGACGAGGUCACCGAGCACGUGACGAGAUCCACACCACCACCGAACAUGGCUGCCGCCAGAGCACAGGUGCCAACCAUAAGCGUGACCCCGCACAGCCCGGGAGUACUGGAAGACAGCUUACAACAGCUAAGACGCCUCCAUGCUGCCGUGCAACGGAUGCGAGCUGCUCCACUGCCUUUAUUGGCAACCGGCACGAGUAGACUAAGCACAUCAUGCCCCUCGCUCUGCAAGGACGGGGUUAUCGAACCUGAAUGCUCGUCGCCGACGAAUCUGGAAUUCUACUCGCAGAGCCGUAAGGGCAGCGGUGAAUCGCGUCAGUGGGGUCUGUGGGAGAGGCGCGAUGAGGGACGCCGCAGCUCGUGGGCCGCGCUUGAGCCGGGCGCACGACACGACACGCGACACGACGCACGACACGACGCGCACAGACAACGCAGUAACCUGAACGGGCACAGCGCGUCCCUCUCCUCGAUGGAGUCCGAGGGCGAGGUGCCGCGGCCGGUCCGACACUCCACCCACUCGCUGAACGACAAUGACCUUGCGAAGGACUUCGAGAAGGUGACGGCCGCGUUGCGAGCGGGGGCGGGGGCGGGCGCGGGCGCGGGAGCGGAUCCGAGUAGGCUGGUCGCUAGGUUACCGCUGCAGAAGUCCGUCUCGACCCCCAGCAUCGUGGCCGCCGUGCAGCCGCCGCAACCCACACCCCCCCUCAACAUCUUGUCUGGCGCCGGUGAGAGCGAGACGGAAAGCGACGAAGACGCUUCCGCCGCGACUGUCGGGGCCACGGCACAACUGCCCGGCCGCAGGAACAAUACGCAUCAGGAACAUUUGGGAUUACAUCGACUGGCUUUCUUGGAACAAGCUGCUUUUGACCAUCACGCUGAGAAAAGGCGAAAACGUGGAAGCUUGUUCUUCAGGAAGAAGAAGGACAAGUCCCGGAAGGCGGCGCACGCGUGGCAGGCGGGCGGCGGCGCGCACUGCGACUGGUGCUCGCGACCCCUCAACGACACGCCCGCCCUCUACUGCGACAAUUGUGGAACAACUGUACAUCAAAAUAUUUGCAAAGAUUACAUCGUCGAUUGCAAUAAGCCUAAGUCGUCUAAGACAUCUGUUGGUAAAUCACUGAGUGCAGCCAGCGGGAAAAGCAGCAAACGGAGCUCCGUAUCCGGACAGUCGCAGACUAAUAGCACCAGUCAUAUUUAUAACGACGACAAGGAUUCAGAUCAUAAACACGACCAGAGCAACGCUUCGGACGACGCGUGCGCCGCGGAGUGGCCCGAGGUGUAUCUGGGCCCCGAGCAGCUGGGCGACGAGGCGCUGGUGCUGGGGCUGGGCGCCAGCGAGCCCGACACCUGGGCGGCCGGCGCUCCCAAGGGACUCGCCAAGUCGCUCGGCGAAAGAGAGACGAAGCGACAAGAACACAUUUACGAGCUGAUACUCACGGAGAAGCAUCACUGUCUCACCAUACGACUUAUGCAAAAGAUGUUUGCUGACGGCAUGGUGCGGUUCGGCAGCGUGAGCUCGGCGCAGGUGGCGCGCAUGUUCCCGCGCGUGGACGAGCUGUGGGCGCUGCACGCGGCGCUGCUGGCCCGCCUGCGCGCCCGCCAGCGCGCCGCGCCCGCCGUGCCCUCCAUCGCCGACAUCCUGGCCGACGCCUUCGCGCCGCACUCCCGCCCGCGCCUCAAGUCCGCCUACGGCGAGUUUUGCUCCCGUCACCGCGACGCCGUGGAGGUGUUUAAGGAGUGCUGCGCGAGAGACGCCCGCCUGUCCCGGUUCAUCAGGAAGUGCCAACAGAACCCUUUGCUCAGGAAGAAGGGUGUUCCCGAGUGCGUGCUGUUCGUAGCGCAGCGACUCACCAAGUACCCGCUGCUGCUGGAGCCUCUACUCAAGACGGCCGGCGAUGACGUCAACGAACGUGAGCUGCUGCAGAAGGCGCUCUGCGGAGUCAAGGAGAUCCUAGUGGAUGUAGACAACCAGGUGGCGGCGAAGGAGCGCGAGGACCGCAAGCUCGAGAUCUACCACCGCAUCGACGCCAAGUCCUUCGCUCACUUCCGCGGCAGGAAGUUCAAGAAGAGCGACAUACUGCAGGGCACCAGGAGCUUAAAGUUUGAAGGUGUGGCCACACUGAUGCAAGGCCGCAGCAAGAUGCAAACCCUACUGGUGAUCGUGCUCUCCGACGUGCUGUUCUUCCUGCACGACAACAACAAUAAAUACACGUUCUUCACGCCCGACAAUAAAACCGGUGUCGUGUCUCUCGUGAAGCUACUGGUCCGCGAGAAGGCGGGUGCUGAAGGCAGGGGCUUGUAUCUGAUCUGCAGCGGCCCCAACGAACCAGAAAUGUUCGAGCUGCGAGUUCACAGGCCUAAGGAUAUACAGACUUGGAUACAGGCCAUAAGAGCCGCAGUCCAGAACUGCCCUGAGGAGGUGGAAGAGACCGAGGCAGGGCUGUUGGCUACCUCCGCGGAGGAGAGACAACGCCAGCUGGAAGCCAGACACGAGAAUAUAAGACUGAUCACAGAAGCGUUAAGGACAAAAGACAAGGAGCUAGCGACACUCCUUGAAGAAAAAUUGGCGCUGCACAUGAAGAUGGUGGGCCACACCGGAACCUCUACGCUGGACGUGCCUCACACGGGACUAAACACGUCAUCGCCCGGGGGCUUGGUGUUUCCAGACUACGUGAGGCUGGUGGCGCCAUCUAUAGAUUCGCAUACAAUAUGGCAGGAAGUUUGUCGCGUUGUCAAGGAGGCGCUGGAGAGUGCUGGGUGCGCGUGGGGCGGCGCCCUGGGCCGCAGCACCAGCUCGGCGGGCGAGCGGCACUCCGCCGCCUACACCAGCCCCGCGCUGCCGCGCCGCGCCGACACCUUCGCGGGGUUCGACGCCACCAAGCACAGGGGCGUAUCCCUGCGCAUGUCGACGGACACGCCCACGGAGGGGGGCGAGGGGGGCGGCGAGGCGACGCAGGUCACUGACCCCGACGCCGUGCUGCGCCUGCACCACGCCAUCUACACGCUCACCUGCAUCGUGUGGCACCACCUCACCACCAUACACAGUUUGGAGGCGCAAGUGGCGGCGUGGCGCACGUCCGCGUGGGGCGGCGCCGGCGCGCGGCACGACGCGCAGCUGGAGGAGCUCCGCCACGCGCAGGCGCGCCUCACCGCCGACCGCGCCGCCUGGGAGGCCACGCGCGCCGCCGACCACGCCGCCAUCGCGCUCGAGAGACAACAGCUGCAAGCAGCGAGACAAGAACUGGCGGAACAACAGAAGGACGUCGAGCAACAGCGGGAGCGGCUGUACCGGCGCCUGGAAAGGCUGCAGCAGCACGGUGGAUCUCAAGAAGAGAUAGCUAGUGUGGGCACUCUGUCGCCGGACUCCAGCGUCAGCGACACUACCAGGAGGAAAGAACCUAAGUGGAGAAACAGCCGCGGCUCUACCGGCGCGGAGCCCCCGGCGCCCGCGCUGCCGCCCCCGCUGCUGCUGUCGGCGCAGAACGAGACCCGCGCCACGGUGCACGCCUCCGCCAUCUCCCAAAUGGUAAAACAACAGUUACCACUGAAACUGGCCAACGAGAAAAGCAAACAGCCGCCUCCGGGAUACCACAGACUCCACGAAUCCCCCAGUGACCAUCUACAACAGCAAGGCCUAGUGAUACAUCACACCCGGGCGGGUAGCUCCCCCGCCCCGCUGCCCUCCCAGCAGCAGACCAAUAACAGAGCCACAAGGACUAACACAUAUCCGAAGCUUCCGGACAAAUUCCGCGUCCGUUCGCCGGAGCCGACGCCCGGCAGCACCGCGCCCCCCGCAGAGGAAGAGGUGAUCUUCUUCUGACCUCCGCCCCCCCCGCCGCCGGCGCCGCACUCGCGCUCCUGAGACUGUCGACUCUCAUAGACCCUCCGCCUCCUGCGCUCCUGGUACGGAAACGUCCACCAUCUGUUUACGGCCUGCAUUCGUUCAAUAUAUCGACGCUAAUAUCGGUCGAUCGAUCGAUUUUGGUAGGCAGCGGCUCGGCCCCUAGCAUUGCUGAAGUCCAUGGGCGACGAUAACCACUCGCCGUGGGCCGUAUGCUCGUCUGCCUACAAGGUCAAUAAUUUUAAAAAAAAAAAAACGUUCGUUUGCGCUAUUCGUAACAUCCUCGAUAAUCGAUUUUUACGUUGCCAAUCGAAUGAUUCGCGAAUCGUCAAUGCCGUCAGUAGAACAUCCGAAUGAUUACGUCACACUUAAAUUUCAAUGUAUCUUUGUUUAUUUGUACUUUAUACAUCGAGUACAUAAUCAAUAUUCUAGGUAAUAUAUUAUAAUCAAGUCUAGACUGAUCUAUAAUCAAUUCAGUUGGUUUUUUGCUUGUAUUAAGAAACGCUUACAAUAUCUGGAUUAAUGAUUAAAUAAUCAUGCAAUCGUACAAAUUAAAAACAGAUCAAGUGUUAAAUAUUAAAAUCACCAGUCGGACUUACUAUAAGUUUUUUUUUUAAUUAUCUUAAUUAUUCCUAAAAUACGUUAACAAUACGUUUUGAUAAAGUAUUUCCAUUGCAAUUUCAUGCAGUGCCCUUUUGAAACCUCUGAAAAACAUUAGCGUUCUCACCCUUUCAGGAUCGAUUUAUAUUACUAGCCUGUUGGUCUGUGUGUUUGAUAUAAUUAAAAUACAAAUAAACAUAUUAUUAUCAUAAGCAGUAUAUCUAGUAUUGUGACUGCGUACAUGAGAAACAUUCCUCCAUACAUAAUGAAGAUUCACAUCGAGGGAUGAAAGACUAUUUGUUUUAAGCGACAUAUCACUUAAUACGCGACAUUUAUUUUUGUAUUUAAAGUUGGGUAUUAUUUUAUAUUAGCAACAACAGUUCGAAGUUUUAAAUUAUGAUAUCAUAGUAAAUAAUCGUUAAAACAUCACAAUCAAAUUUUAAAACCUAUUAAAAAAAAAAGUAUUAAAAGUAUUGAAAAAAUGUUUAGUGAAAAUUUUGAUCUCUAUGAAAAUAAUAAUUAUGAUUUAAAAUAUCGCCCGUCGUAAAGUGUAAAAAAACAAUAUAUCGUAUGAAUAAAAAACGUGUUGUUUGUAAUAAUAACAAUGAGCACAAACUACUCAUACGUCGGAUACAUAAAUUACUUACAGAGCAUCAAUAAAAAUAAACAUAUCGAGCCUUUAAAAUACGUUUGGAUACUCGAUAUCCUGAAAAGCAACCAUUUUAUCGGUUCCAACAAAAUAAUUAAUAUAAAAAAAAGAGAAAACAUUGUGUGUACUAAACUUAAUUAGGGCGGUUUCCACUAAAUUUUUCUGAUAUUUUUACAAAAUUUUAAACUUUAAUUGGAUCUCCUCUAAAGUUGCAAAAAUGUCACUUAAACAAAGUCUUUCAUCGCUCGAUAUGUUUUCAAAAUACAUAGUUACUAUACUGUAUACUAUAUAAAUAUACUGAUAUAGCUUACGCUUGACGUCAAAACUCAGGCUUGAGAGACAACAAUAUAAUCAUAAAUAUGGAAUAAAUAAAAACGGACUAAAUCCUUUAAUUGUAAACAAAAUCAAGGCGUUGUUCGAUUGUGAAGGCUACAAACAGUCACCGGGAGCUUAAAAGCAUUUCUUUUAAGGAUCUCUUAUUAUAUUAUUUGGUUAAGCUCGUAGUUAUAAUAUUACAGUAUUUUAUAUGGCAGCUACAGUCUAAGCAGCUAAACACAUUCCAUAUGAGUUCCUUUUUUUUACGUGCUUAGGAGGGUCUAGUGAGAAAUGAUAUAUAAAGUAAUCUUAAUCGAUAAUGAGAAUCGAUACAUCGAUUCGUAUUAAAAAUUAAAGUUAAUAGUUGAUAGAUAUUGAUUGAUAGAUCAAAGAAUUUCUUGAAAUAGGACGUAGGCGAUUUAAUAAUGUUAGAUUAAAUAAUCAAACGCUACUACUGUUUUUGUUAGAUAACUUUGUGGUUUCUAAUCGAUACUUCCAUUCCGAAUGAGUCUUUUUAUAUUAGCAAUAUUGUUGUUAAAAAAAAUAUUCACCGAAGUAUUCUUAUAAAUUCUAGUUACUUACGUCGCGUUGGUAUGAUGGUUAAUGACAGACAAAAAAAAUGUCCUGGGUAAAAGAUAAAACGUAAAGAAUGAAAAUUCAAAAACUUUGAACGAAAGGUGAUUCGAUGUGAUAGGAACAGAGUUUAAUGAGUAGAAUAUAUAUAUAUAGUAAAUGUUUUAAACUAGAUAAUAUUGAAAUAGAGGCGAUAAAAGAUAUUGUUGAAUUAGAUGUUUCAAUAGAAAUAAAUUAUUAGUAGAUCGAACUGUAUACUAAUUGAUAAUCUUGAUAAAAUGUUUGAAGAUUUAAAUGGUAGUAAAAAUUUAGUUAUAAAUGAAUGUUAACUUCCUACCUGUCGCUCUGGACGUCUAUGAGAUAGGUACCAUCCGAUUGAAACUAAUCGGUGCGUUGGAUUGGUAAAAAUAAUAACAUCGAAUAAUAUUUCGGAAUCAAGUAAUUAAUAGGUAAUUGAACUCAAUAAAAUUUGGAACGCAAAACUAUCAAUUGUUGAAGUGCCCCUAAAAUGUGAACCUCUUACUAGAAAUACUAAAAAAUCAACCCUACACUUACAUUUGAUCCCUUGAAUCUUGAGUAAUAAACGUACAGUAUUACUAAUUGCACGGAGACCUUGGAUUUACAUAAAAUAAAUUACCUAAAAAAGUCAAGAAUUUUAUAAAUACGAUUUUAAAUUUUAAUGUUUCUCUUAAUGUAAGACGUUGCUGUACAUAUGUUGAUGUUUAAAUUGUAUUAGAAUGUUAUAUUCAUUAUUUGUAAAGUUUGUAUUUGAGAGUGGCGACUGCGUGUUGGAUUGUUGAAUAAAUUUUAUGAAACUGAUGAAUUUAGUAGAAUUGUUGAUAUGAUUAGGGUUACAUUUUUUUGGAUUUAAAAUCUGCAUCAAGUUUAUUUUGAUUAGCUUUAGUGAUUUCAUUGCAUGAAUAUGAACAUUAAUGAAUACUAUAUGUAAUAUUAUUAUUAAAAUAUAUAAAAUAUAUGCAAUGGUUUAAAGAUAUGAUCGCCUGGUGACGCAACUGACAACAACAUAGCUAUGGUUGACAGUACAUUCAUUGUAAUUUUUUCGUUGUGCAUAAAUUAUUUGAAAAGUUAAAUUUGGAAAAGUCCCAUUAUUAAAUAUAUUUUUCGAAAUAAAAACAGUACAUUUUUAAUAUUUUAUUAUAUAUUUUGAACUAAUUAUUGUUGCAAAUUUUUUUUUUUCCAAGAUGCAAAUGUCUGUCAUUUUUCUAUGUUAUUGUAUCUUAUAAAUUAAAUCCAAAAAGUGUAAUUCUAUCAUUUUUAACACACAAUUGCUAGUACAUCGGCCGAAUAUGCGGGUGUUUAUUCUAAAUACUUGAUUAAAUGAAAGGGUUUCAUCAAAUACAUACGAAACUUGUAACUGUAAAAUAUACUAAUAAAAUAUAUUUCCUUAUUAAAUUAAAACAUGUUUGUAUGUUCGGCUGUUUGCAUUUACUGUAGAUUUGUGUGCAGAUAUAUUUUUCGAAGCUAUAAAAAAACGGUGACAACUUUCGGUUUGUUUAUCUUGACGACAUUUUGUAAGUGAUGCAAAUCUCAUAUCUGCGCACAAUUGUUAUUUAGCUCAUUUAGUAUAUUGUUGUUAAAAGAAUUCAUAAGACUAUGUAACUAUUUUUCGUGCAUUUACUGUAAUCCUUUUUACUAAUUAGUCUUUAGAGAAAGUGAUAUUAAAAAAAAAAAAACUAUUUUCUCUAUUAGGAUACCUUUUCGUACUCUAUAUACAUUACCAUACUGAAGUUGAUGUUUGAAUAUUAUAAUUAUAAGAUUCAUUAUAUAUAACUAAUGAACUGUUUGGUUUCCUGUCAAAUAUCUUAUCUAUGAAGAAUAGUGCGGAGAGUGCAUUCUAAAUCUACGCAUGCUAUUGGCUAAUUUUAUUGCUGGAUUUGUGUACUCGACGAACAAUGAACGAUCGUUAUGUACAGCUAUAAAAUAUGUCAUGACAAUAAAUAUGUAAUCAAUGUACUCGUAAUAUGUUGGUAUUUCUUUUUAUAUACGCGGGUAUUCUUAAUAUUUAAAACCAUAUCAGAAUCAGCCUUCGAAUUUUAUUUCGAUUUACGUUCCGUGGGUUCCAUCUUUCGACUUAUCAUGUUGUCCUUUUACUUAAGUCUGGAAGGUACCACGGCUACGAAAGCUUUUAUAUUAAUCCCGCAAGUCAGGCCUUAGGAGACAGGAGAACAUGAUCGCUCAAAUUCCAACAGUCUAGAACAUUCCAUUUUAAUUGGCUUGUGAUUUUCGUAACGGGCUUCUUACUUAUGUAGCUAUUUUCGUCGGUUAUGCCUAAAUGAGCCUUGUUAUUUAUGGUACCGAUAUAAAUAAUAAACAAAUUCAAUCAGAUGUCGAAUGCAAGUUUUUUGCUAAAGCAAGCCCUAAACAAAGUGACGUGGUUUUCUUUAUUGCACUACUUUUAAAAUGAAGUGGUAAAUAAGUUUCAUGUAAUUUAGCCACUUUUUCUUUAUGGAUGAGUCAAGAACUGUAACCAGUACAUUACACUCACCAAUCAGCCACUGAUGAGGUAUGACUAGUGUUAGUAGGUUUCAUUUUCAAAGAUUAUGUGAUUACAAGUAAGAAGAUAAUGUCAUUUUGGUGUUUCGUGAUUGUGACGAAACUUUAUUAAAAAUCUUCGCAGUAAUAAAUCACCUCAUACACUUCACUCGUAUUGUUUCCCAAAUUUAUCUGGUUUCGCACCUAAUUAAAACAAUCUUACAAGUUUAUGGCAAUACAAAAAAAAUAAUACAUUUUAGCUUUAAUUUUUAUUUAAGUAUGUUUUAUAAUAAUUUUCACGACUGACUUCAUUCAAUUUAGACAACACUUAUAUGUCAUUUGUGAAUUGCUGAUUGAAUACUGUGAGUUGGAAUGGAAAUCUUCUAGUGUUCUAAAUUUAGUGAGAUCAAUCUUUAGUAUCGAUUCCCUCCAUGAUAAUAAUAUUGUUUCUAUUAGUUUUGUGGCAACGACAAUACGAAAUGUAUUGCUCAAUGUUGUGCUCAUUCCAUCGCAUUCUUAAGUAUUCAAUUGAUAUUAUUUUGAUUGUAAUGUUGAUGUCUUUUUUUUUUUUAAAUAGUUCAUAUAAUGUAUUUAAUCGUAUGAUUUUUUAAAUUCUGUAUUGAUCUGUGACUACGCGCAGGAGUUCCCUGCCUUGUACUUAGGAUAUAUGAAAUAAAUAUUUACUUAGUACGUAA
This is a messenger RNA of Bombyx mori (domestic silkworm), 9685 nucleotides long. It is a transcript of the gene cyst, whose product is annotated as A-kinase anchor protein 13. The transcript has 34 exons. Gene Ontology annotation, molecular function: guanyl-nucleotide exchange factor activity. The record is from RefSeq and is a predicted model, not a curated record. NCBI's taxonomy places the organism in Eukaryota, Metazoa, Arthropoda, Insecta, Lepidoptera, Bombycidae. Gene Ontology annotation, biological process: regulation of Rho protein signal transduction. Bases 428 to 4339 code for a protein of 1303 amino acids.